Messenger RNA from Theobroma cacao (cacao), 1849 nucleotides. RefSeq names its product beta-glucosidase 12-like. Gene Ontology annotation, biological process: carbohydrate metabolic process. Lineage: Eukaryota; Viridiplantae; Streptophyta; Magnoliopsida; Malvales; Malvaceae. The record is from RefSeq and is a predicted model, not a curated record. Gene Ontology annotation, molecular function: beta-glucosidase activity.
AGGCGUGGGAAUUCCACCUUUCUCAAAUCAAAUCUGACCUUUUCGUGGGAGCUAAUUAAGCCUGUUUUUUUUAUACCAAAUUAAAAAUCCUUCUUCUUCAUUCCAAUAGCCUAAUGCUAUUGUCUCUUCCUAGCUAGGUAGCAGCUCAAAUAAAUAAACCCAUCAUUUCUUAAGUAGUUUUAGAAUGGAAAGUGAGGGAUGUCAAUGCCUCUACAUCCUCCUACUUGUUCUCGGAUCAAUCACUCACAUCAAUGCUGUAACACCUCUUAACCUCAUCGCUUCCCUUAAUCGCACUAGUUUUCCUGACGGCUUUAUUUUCGGAACUGCAUCCUCAGCUUACCAGUACGAAGGAGCAGCAAGUGAAGGAGGUAGAGGACCCAGUAUAUGGGACACUUAUACUCACAAAUAUCCAGAUAAAAUAGCUGAUGGAAGAAAUGGAGAUGUAGCAGUUGAUUCCUAUAACCGUUACAAGGAAGAUGUUGGGAUUAUGAAAGAAAUGGGCUUAGAUGCGUACAGAUUCUCGAUCUCAUGGUCCAGAAUUUUGCCAAAUGGAAAGCUGAGUGGGGGAGUCAACUUGGAAGGAAUUAGAUACUACAACAAUCUCAUAGAUGAGCUCUUAGCAAAUGGACUACAGCCUUAUGUGACUCUUUUCCACUGGGAUCUUCCCCAAGCCUUGGAAGAUGAAUAUGGUGGUUUCUUGAGUUCCCACAUCGUGGACCAUUUUCGAGAUUAUGUAGAGGUUUGCUUUGACGAAUUUGGUGACAGAGUGAAAAAUUGGAUUACAUUGAAUGAGCCUUGGAGCUAUAGCAAUUGGGGCUAUGCAGUCGGUUCGCUUGCACCAGGUCGUUGUUCUGAUUGGCAACAACUCAAUUGCACGGGCGGAGACUCGGGGAUUGAACCAUACCUCGUGUCACACCACCAACUUCUUGCUCAUGCAACUGCUGUAAAAUUGUACAGGCAGAAAUAUCAGGCAACUCAAAAGGGUGUCAUAGGAAUCACACUAAUAGCUCACUGGUUUGUACCAUUCUCUAAAGAGAGGAACGACAAAGAUGCAGCCCAACGAGCACUUGAUUUUAUGUUUGGAUGGUUCAUGGAUCCAAUAACUAGCGGGGAGUAUCCAAAAAGCAUGCAAUCCCUUGUUGGAGAUCGGUUACCCCGAUUCUCAAAAGAAGAAUCAAAGAUGCUUAAAGGGUCAUUUGAUUUUCUUGGAUUGAACUAUUACACUGCCAAUUAUGCAGCUGAUGCACCUAAGCAUGGUCCUGGAAAGCCAAGCUACUUGACUGAUGCUUCUGCUAAACUUUCAACUGAGCGCGACGGAGUCCCAAUUGGUCCAACAACUGCUUCGGAUUGGCUAUAUGUAUAUCCAAAAGGAUUUUAUGAGCUUUUACUCUACACAAAGAGCAAGUACAAUAAUCCAAUCAUUUAUAUCACUGAGAAUGGGGUGGAUGAGGCCAGUAAUGCCACAUUGUCACUAGAGGAAGCCCUCGUCGACAAUAUGAGAAUAGAGUACUAUGAUCAACAUCUUUCUUUCCUCCGAAAUGCCAUUGGGGAUGGUGUGGAUGUCAAAGGAUAUUUUGCAUGGUCGUUGUUGGACAACUUUGAAUGGGCUAAUGGUUACACUGUGCGCUUUGGGAUUAACUAUGUUGAUUAUGAGCAUGGCUUGAAAAGAUAUCCUAAACUCUCAGCCCGUUGGUUCAAGAAUUUUCUAAAGACCACAACCACACACAAUGCGGUUUGAAUUCGUUGAGCCGGCUGGGCUGGAUAAUAGAUUGUUCUCUACUAUUAUUUUUUAUACUUUUGAAUUUAUUUAUAAUUAUUUUUAAUAUAUAAAUAAAUAAAAUAAUUUUAA